Microthlaspi erraticum is the source of this 426-nucleotide messenger RNA. The record is from the annotation of a GenBank genome assembly. Lineage: Eukaryota; Viridiplantae; Streptophyta; Magnoliopsida; Brassicales; Brassicaceae.
AUGCCGUUUGGACUGUGCAAUGCACCGGCCACGUUCCAGCGGUGCAUGAUGUCUAUUUUCACUGACCUUAUUGAGGACAUAAUGGAAGUUUUCAUGGACGACUUUUCCGUCUAUGGAAGCUCCUUUGCUGUGUGUUUGUCUAAUCUGUGCAGGGUAUUGCAGCGGUGUGAGGAGAGACAUCUUGUGCUGAACUGGGAGAAAUGCCACUUCAUGAUGAGAGAUGGGAUCGUGCUGGGACAUAGGAUUUCAGAGAAGGGAAUCGAGGUUGACAAAGCAAAGAUCGAGGUGAUUGUCCAUACUGAUCACGCUGCCUUGAAGUACUUGCUGACGAAGAAGGAUGCGAAGCCGAGACUCUUGAGAUGGAUUCUUUUGCUUCAGGAGUUCGAUCUGGAGAUAAGGAUAAGAAAGGGAUUGACAAUGGUGUAG